Agrilus planipennis (emerald ash borer) is the source of this 1943-nucleotide messenger RNA. RefSeq names its product CLIP domain-containing serine protease 2-like. The transcript has 6 exons. The record is from RefSeq and is a predicted model, not a curated record. Gene Ontology annotation, biological process: proteolysis. Gene Ontology annotation, molecular function: serine-type endopeptidase activity. Lineage: Eukaryota; Metazoa; Arthropoda; Insecta; Coleoptera; Buprestidae. The coding region runs from base 666 to 1691 and encodes 341 amino acids.
UAAUAUUAAUAAUAACAUCGAUGUAAGUCAAUUUGAAUAAAAAGCGCGUUUCGGGGCCUUGUUUUGAAUUCGGUUCAAGAUUUUUGCGCCGCGCUGUACACAAAAAAUUCUCAAGUACAUAUAUUGGGCAUAUACCAGCUCGAUACGGUGGUAUCCACGUAUAUACUGAAGCAAGGUAGCAAAUAUUAACCAUAUAACUAUAUCGAGAUUUCAGGUUCUGUUCUUGUCAUUGUUAAUUGCGUGACGUAAACGCAGCCGCCGUGAUUAUUAUAAGACCGCGAGUUCAUGGCUGCCUCUGAUUGCCGUCGAAUCAUGUUGCGCGUUUUUCUUCGGGAAAACUUUGUGAUACUAAGUGUUUUACAGCUAUCUUUCCUGUUAGUAUCAACAUUUGCACUUUAUUUUUUUGGUUGUUUCCCUACUUUUCUUUCUUUAACUGCCUGAAUGUCUUUUGAAAGUAGACCUGCAUAGUCUUGUGACUGGCUCUUGUUCUUCUUCUCUGUCCUUCAGGUGAUGGUAGCUCGGAAAAGUCAAAUACUUUAGAGUCAGUCACCAGCGAAAAAAAUGACACUAUUGUAUUUCCAGAGGAUAUAGUCGUGGAUGAUGAUGGAUGUCGGACACCUGACCGGGGUGUCGGUACCUGCACCCCCAUUAAACAAUGUGCCCCGAUGGUACAAUUCCUUUUUAACAUACCCAAGCCCAUUUCACAAAAAAACGCUGACUUUAUUAGGACGUACUAUUGCGGUUAUGACAGAGAUUCCGUCAAGGUGUGCUGUCCUAAGAAUCCUAUAGUUGUAACAGAUCGGGAUCAACCUGUUACAGAUAACAGAAUAGAUCCACCCGAUGUGACCAAUCACAGGAAUAUUAAUUUGGUUAAUUCCGAUCUCUGUGGACCCAUGAAUCAAUUCGAUAGAAUUCUGAAUGGAAACAAAACAUCUUUGUUUGAUUUCCCUUGGAUGGCACUUCUCUCUUAUCAGAUUGGAAGAAUAAGAGACUUUCGUUGUGGUGGAACCUUAAUCAAUAGUAAAUAUGUUUUAACUGCUGCUCACUGUGUGACUAACUUAGGAACUAAACAACUGAUUGGAGUACGGCUUGGUGAGCACAACAUUGACACGGCUCAGGAUUGCGAGGACUAUCAAGGAAGAGUCAUUUGUUCUCCGCCAGUUCAAGAUUUUGCAGUCGCAGAAAUAUUAAGUCAUCCAGAUUAUAAUACAAGGGAAUAUACAAACGACAUUGGUUUAAUUCGGCUGAGGGGUGAAGCUAAUCUAGAACCAGAAAAUGUAAAGCCAAUUUGUUUACCAACCAUUAAACCUAUUAGUCAAAUGGACCUAUCCCAAAUUAAUGUGACUGUUACAGGUUGGGGUGUCACAGAAAGAGGUACCAGAAGUCCUGAUUUAUUACAGGUGUUUCUUCCAGUUAUUGACCAGGAAACUUGUAAAAAUACCUACAAAAAUUCAGCAGUGCCAAUAACUCAUAAACAGGCUUGCGCUGGCGGUAAGAAUCAAAGGGAUUCUUGCGGUGGAGACAGUGGAGGUCCCAUGCAAAUUCCAGCGGCUUAUCAAGGUGACGCGAGGUAUUUCCAAGUAGGGAUUGUGUCGUUUGGUCCCAAAGUUUGUGGUCGGGAAGGAUUUCCGGGAGUAUACACUAGGGUAGCACAUUACAUGGACUGGAUAUUGGACAAUUUGAAACCAUAAAAUGAUUUUUGUUACGAUAACAGACUUCCGGUGGAAACAAAAAGUAUAAGAACCAUAAAGGGCUUUGUGAGAUGGGUGCCGUGUAAAGGUACCUACCGUUUAAGCGAUGAUGAUGCCCAGAAAGUGCUUUCAAAUACUAGAAACAAAGACUUUUAAAAAAUGUGAUCUCUUAUUAUAUAUAUUAUAAUGUUUUAUAAAUACACAUUUAUGUGUACCAAAACUAAGUAGUAGUAAAUUAAAAUGAACACUUAA